Molecule: messenger RNA, 1374 nt
Organism: Dioscorea cayenensis subsp. rotundata (Guinea yam)
Lineage: Eukaryota; Viridiplantae; Streptophyta; Magnoliopsida; Dioscoreales; Dioscoreaceae
Exons: 7
Coding region: 31-1131 (366 amino acids)
Molecular function (GO): oxidoreductase activity
Source: RefSeq, a predicted model, not a curated record
UCACUUUAGCCAACCUUCACAUCGGAAACAAUGCAAGUGACGGCGAGGUUCUCCGGCCACUGCUCCGUCUACUCCUCCGCCAUCAAGCCUUCCUUCUUCUCUCCGAUCUCCACCAGGCUUCCCCGCCCCCAUGCCCUUCCAUUCCUCUCUUACCGUCCCAUCUCGCUCCAAAUCCGUCCUCUCAGCGCCACCAUUUGUUCCAAUUCGUCCUCCUUCUCCGAUCAUGCCUUCAAGAUUCAGGGCUCGGAGCCAUGCCUGAGAGCUGUGAUCGCUGGCAUGGAGAAAGUCUAUUUUAGUAGAAACCCCACCGCCAAAUCGAUCCUGGACCUUGUUCGAUCCCACGACGGUGACCAUGUCUUCUACGAUCAUGUGGCCUUUCGUACUUUUGGGGUAGACGGGCAUGGGAUUGAUUCCAUUGCGAAGUUUUUCUUGGAUUUUGGGUAUGUGCAGCGCGACGAGCUGAGAUUUCCUGCAAAGAAGCUGAAGGCACUCUGGUUUUCCCCUCCGCAAGCUGAGCAUUGUGAUGCUGAACCUUUGCCGAGGGUUUUCAUUUCAGAGCUUCUCGUUGAUGAAUUGAGUCCUCGGAGCCAGGAAAUUAUCAGAAAAUAUACUCAGUUAUCUGGUGGUGGAUACAAACAUGCAGCACUUGCCAGUACGUUGGGAUGUUUAACAUGGGGAAAACCAUUGUAUUCUGAUUAUGAACUGCUUUCCCGGGAGAGUGAAUAUGCUGCAUGGACUCUUGUAAAUGGAUAUGCGUUAAACCAUGUUACUAUUUCUACCCAUCGGCUGAAGUCGGAGAUUAGAGACAUUAACAAUCUGAAUCGGUUUCUCGAAGAUCAAGGAUACAAGUUGAAUUCUGAUGGGGGAGUAUUGAAAGUGAGCCCUGACGGCCUUCUACUACAAAGUUCAACAGUGGCUGAUUCAACAUCCUUCACUUUUGCUGAUGGUGUCACUGAAUCUGUUCCUUGCUGCUAUAUUGAAUUUGCUGAACGACUUCUGCUGCCCCAAUAUACAAAUUUGGCUGAUGAAGAGAUCCAGGAAUUCCACAGACGUGAUGGUUUCGAGGUGGGCAAUGCCGACAAGAUUUUCGAAAGCACAUCUAAGGAACAAUUGACUCGGAAAACUACAUGAUUCAUGAAAUUUAGCCGAUGAUUCUUGAAACUUUUAGCCGAAGUUUACAUGCUACAUGAAGUUUAGCGUACAUGAUACAUGUAUGUAUAUAUAUAUAUAUCAGUCAGCUCAAUGCUCAAAAACUUGUAUGACUUGAUGGUUCAGUUAGAAUAAUCUUGUUGUGGGAUUAUAAAUAAAGAAGAUUCAGAACAUUGAACCAUGAAGCAUCUUUAUACCUCACUUCUUUGGAAGUGAUGAAGUUUA